Molecule: messenger RNA, 951 nt
Organism: Aspergillus mulundensis
Lineage: Eukaryota; Fungi; Ascomycota; Eurotiomycetes; Eurotiales; Aspergillaceae
Product: putative 26S proteasome-associated ubiquitin C-terminal hydrolase
Exons: 3
Coding region: 1-951 (316 amino acids)
Biological process (GO): protein deubiquitination; ubiquitin-dependent protein catabolic process
Cellular component (GO): cytoplasm
Molecular function (GO): cysteine-type deubiquitinase activity
Source: RefSeq, a predicted model, not a curated record
AUGGCUGACGCAGCGGGCUGGAGCACAAUUGAGUCUGAUGAGGGCGUCUUCACAUCUCUAGUCGAGAACCUCGGCGUCAAGGGCGUGCAAUUCGAAGAGCUUAUUUCUCUUGACCCCGACACAAUACUCUCACUGGGAACCGUCUACGGCGUAAUCUUCCUCUUCAAAUACCUCCGCCAAACACCCACCACAUCCACCACAUCCUCCGCGGACGGCACCCCAACAGACCCCUCCACCCUCCCACCAACCUUCUUCUUCGCAAACCAAACAAUCCAAAACGCAUGCGGCACACAGGCGAUCCUCUCCGUCCUCCUAAACCACGACACCGCCAGCCCCGAAAACAACAACGAGCCCAUCACCCUCGGCCCCGAACUCUCCUCCUUCAAGGACUUCACAACAGGAUUCCCCUCCGACCUCCGCGGCGAGGCGCUCUCAAACUCCGAAGUCAUCCGCUCAGCGCACAAUGCGUUCGCGCGCGCAAGCCCCUUCGUCGACGAGACGAACCGGCCGCAGAACGAAGACGAGGAAGGCGAUGUAUACCACUUCAUUGCGUACACGCCUGUAAACGGGACGUUGUACGAGCUGGACGGGCUGCAGGCGAGUCCGAUUUCGCAUGGCCCGUGCGAUGCGGCGUCCUUCCCGGAGAAGGUGAUUGGGGUUUUGCAGAAGCGGAUUGCGCGGUAUCCGGAGACGGAGACGAGGUUUAACCUUAUGGCUGCUGUGCGGGAUUUGAGGAUCCGGGCGGCGGAGAUGGGGGAUCAGGAGGCGUUGCGGGCGGAGGAGAGGAAGAGGGCUGCGUGGGCUUGGGAGAAUUCGUUGCGCAGGAGUAACUUUGUGGGCUUUAUUGGUGAGGUGCUGAAGGGAGUUACUGCGAAGAAGGAAGAGGAGGGGAGCGUUGAAGAGUGGGUGAAGAGGGCGGAGGAGGAGACGGCAAAGAGGUUGAGGCGUUAA